CCUAUCCACUUCUCAGUCCCACUUUCCCCCACCCAAGUCCCACACCCACACGCCACACCCUUCCUCUCUCACACACUACACACACCUCUCUCUCUCUCUGUCUCUCACACACACACACACAGUCACGGCUCGCAAGGUAAAACCCACAUUACCAUCAGUCGUCCAUGGUCUUUAUCUGAAAAGAAAAACGAAAAAAGGAAAAACUUCAAGCAUCAAGAAUCCAAGAUCAAAAUUUUUUCUCCUAUCAAAGGCGCUGCUUUUGGGCGCAAAAAAGCUCUGCUCAGCUACAGUAAUGGCGGACGGAAUUACCCUUUGAUUCUUGCUUAAAUUCCGAACCAGCCCUUCAUCUCCCUAGAUUCCACCUACCGUUGGAUACAAGAUACCGUCCCCAUGGAAGUCAUUUGACCGGCUUAACUCAUCCAUUUCUCUUUUUUCCCUAACACUUGAUAGCAACUAUUUUUUGCUGCAGGGCGCAGUGUGUAUAUAAGCACUUGCGAUUUUGUGAAUAUGGAUUUUGCGGAGGAGGUAGGGGAGAGCUCGUCGCCGCCUCGGAGCUACGGCAGUUUCGGCGGCGGCGGGAGUGGUGGUGGCGGUGGUGGAGGAAAUGAUUUGAUCAGGGACGAGGUUUACAGUCGAUUGAUGGAGAAUAGGAAUGAGGAGGCGAUUAGUAAUCCUGAUUUUCGCGAGCAGUUGGAAGCUCACUUCAAUCGGCUGCCUCCAAGUUAUGGGCUUGAUAUCAACAUGGAUAGAGUGGAAGAUGUGUUGUUGCAUCAAAAGCUUCUUGCAAGGGCAAAGGAUAUCGAUAAUCAACCUGUUUUCCACAUCCGUUUUCUGGAGAACGUUUGUACUAGAAGUGAUGAGUCUGAUGGUGAACCAGUUCCAGGUCCUCUUGUCUCAUUUCCACGCAAUAAUGCCAAUAAUGGCGCCCAAUCUUUACAGGGAAGGAAUUCUGGGGGUGAGUUUGAGACUUGCACUAAACUUGAGGAUCUAAAUUUGGAUGUUAGGAAGAAUUCAAAUGGCACAAACAAUGAGACUUCUGCUGAAGAUCCUAUCUCAAGGCAGGAAGAAUUGCACACACCAGUUCACGAAGUGAUAUUUUCAACUCUUGACAAGCCGAAACUUCUUAGUCAGCUUUCUGCUUUGCUGUCUGAUAUUGGACUUAACAUUCGUGAAGCUCAUGUAUUUUCUACGACCGACGGUUACUCUUUAGAUGUAUUUGUUGUUGACGGAUGGCAUGCUGAGGACUCAGAAGGAUUAAAUGAAGCAGUGAAGAAAGCAAUUGCUGGAUGCGAGGGAUCAUGGUCCGGUUCUUCUCGCUCUCACUCAAUCUUGGAAAGAAUCAUUGGGGAGCAAACGAAACAUGAAGAUUGGGAAAUCGACUGGAGAUUGUUGAAGAUGGGCGAAAAAAUUGCUGCCGGAUCUUGUGGAGAUCUGUAUCGUGGAGUGUAUCUUGGUCGGGAUGUUGCUAUUAAGGUCCUAAGGUCUGAGCAUCUGAAUAAAUCUCUGGAGGCUGAGUUUGCACAGGAGGUUGCUAUUUUAAGACAAGUACACCAUGAAAAUGUUGUACGUUUCAUCGGGGCUUGUACCAAAUUGCCACAUUUAUGCAUAGUAACAGAUUACACGCCUGGAGGGAGCCUGUAUGAAUAUUUGCACAAGAAUCAUCACGUGCUGAAGCUCCCUCAGUUGCUCAAGUUUGCCAUUGACAUCUGCAGAGGCAUGGAGUACCUACACCAGAAGAAUGUUAUUCAUCGGGACUUAAAGACUGCAAAUUUGCUCAUGGAUACUCACAACGUUGUUAAGGUGGCGGACUUUGGGGUUGCUCGGUUCCAGAAUAAAGGUGGGGUUAUGACAGCAGAAACGGGAACGUAUCGAUGGAUGGCACCUGAGGUGAUAAAUCAUCAACCUUACGACCAAAAAGCAGAUGUUUUCAGCUUUGCGAUUGUUCUAUGGGAGCUCGUCACAGCUAAGGUUCCUUAUGACACCAUGACUCCUCUGCAAGCUGCCCUUGGGGUGAGACAGGGUCUACGACCUGAACUCCCAAAAAGCGCGAAUCCCAAGUUAUUAGGCUUAAUGCAGAGAUGUUGGGCAGCACUUCCUAGCGAUCGACCUUCCUUUAGUGUUAUAUUAGUCGAACUCGAGGAACUUCUUGAGGAAGUAAAGGGUACUCGGAACUCACCCAACGGCUGCUGUUAGUAUAUAUAUAAAUAUAUAUUGACCAUACACGAAUGCCUCGACGUACUUUGAUACUAACUGGUGAUAAUACUUUUCCUUUUUCCUUUUUCAAGUAGUCUUUACUCAUUCCGGGCUCUUCACAUGGAUAUAGAGAUGAAUUUUCUUUUACGCGGCUGCUGAGACACUCGUCGGGAUGAAAACAAUAUCGGUAUUAUAGCAAAAAUGUAGUUGGUAACAAUUUUGGAUGGGUAAGUUUUAUCAGAAAUGCUUGUGUACCUGUCAAGGAUAUUUUGUUUGUAACUUUUGUAUCCUCUGGUUUUAUUUCUAGUCAUUCUCCCUAAAGAAAAGCAAACUUCAUAGAAAUGAUAUCUAUUGAAUAAAUAACAUGUGUUAAGUGGUGAUGUUAUAUUUGUAAAUGUAUCAAUCAUCCAAAAAAUACGAAGUAGCAUAAAAACUGAGUUUGGCUUGACUCGUUUGGUAAAUGAGUCGAGCUUGAGUUCCUUAAAGCUUGUUUAAUUAACG
Striga asiatica is the source of this 2694-nucleotide messenger RNA. The record is from the annotation of a GenBank genome assembly. Lineage: Eukaryota; Viridiplantae; Streptophyta; Magnoliopsida; Lamiales; Orobanchaceae.